AAAAACAAAUAGAGUAAAUCCAUCUCAAGACUCAAGUAACUUUUUCAUUUUCCGUUUGCGGUCACUUUUUUUGGGAGCUGUUGAUUAGUUCUAUCUCUUCCCUGUUCGUUCUCCCUUCCAGAAUAAUUGUAAUGACAUCUGCAAGUGCAAACGAGAAUUGCCUUGGUUGGGCAGCGAGAGAUCCGUCUGGAGUUCUUUCACCUUAUGAAUUCAACCGGAGGGCAGUCAGCAGUGAUGAUGUUCUGCUAGACAUUGCAUUUUGUGGGAUGUGUUUCGCUGAUGUUAUCUGGACCAGGAAUAUAAUUGGAACUUCAAAAUAUCCUCUUGUGCCAGGACAUGAAAUUACGGGAAUUGUGAGAGAGGUUGGUACGGAUGUUAAGCACUUCAAAGUUGGCGACCAUGUUGGAGUUGGAACAUAUGUUAAUUCAUGCAGGGAAUGUGAAUAUUGUUGUGAUGCAUUAGAGGUUCAUUGCUCAGAAGGAGCAAUAAACACUUUUGAUGGUAUGGACGUCGAUGGUACAGUUACUAAAGGGGGAUACUCCAGUUACAUUGUAGUCAAUGAAAGGUACUGCUUUAGAAUACCUGAAAAUUACCCGCUUGCAUCUGCAGCACCUUUACUAUGUGCUGGAAUUACUGUUUAUACUCCGAUGAUAAGACAUAACAUGAACCAACCGGGGAAAUCUUUAGGUGUCGUUGGAUUAGGUGGUCUAGGCCACUUAGCAGUGAAGUUUGGAAAGGCUUUUGGAUUAAAAGUAACGGUAUUCAGUACAAGUAUAUCUAAGAGAGAAGAGGCGUUAAAUCUUCUUGGAGCAGACAAGUUUGUAAUCUCAUCAGAUGAACAGCAGAUGAUGGCGCUGAGUAAGUCGUUUGACUUCAUUAUUAACACCGCUUCUGGAGAUAUCCCAUUUGAUACAUACUUGUCGUUGUUAAAGACUGCUGGCGUUCUUGUUCUGGUUGGCUUUCCAAGUGAAGUGAAAUUUAUCCCUGGAAAUCUAAUCCUCGGUAUGAAGAGCAUCGUUGGGAGCGUAACUGGUGGAACAAAGCAGACACAAGAAAUGCUGGAUUUCUGUGCUUCCCACAAAAUUUAUCCAGAAAUUGAGAUAGUCCCCAUUCAGUAUGUCAAUGAGGCACUCGAAAGGUUAAUAAAGAAGGAUGUCAAAUAUCGCUUUGUAAUUGACGUAGCGAACAGCAUCAAGUAAAGGCGGGA
Messenger RNA from Solanum stenotomum, 1207 nucleotides. RefSeq names its product probable cinnamyl alcohol dehydrogenase 1. NCBI's taxonomy places the organism in Eukaryota, Viridiplantae, Streptophyta, Magnoliopsida, Solanales, Solanaceae. The transcript is spliced from 7 exons. The record is from RefSeq and is a predicted model, not a curated record. The coding region runs from base 132 to 1199 and encodes 355 amino acids. Gene Ontology annotation, molecular function: oxidoreductase activity, acting on the CH-OH group of donors, NAD or NADP as acceptor; zinc ion binding.